Cladophialophora immunda is the source of this 1216-nucleotide messenger RNA. RefSeq lists its product as uncharacterized. NCBI's taxonomy places the organism in Eukaryota, Fungi, Ascomycota, Eurotiomycetes, Chaetothyriales, Herpotrichiellaceae. Bases 431 to 1216 code for a protein of 261 amino acids. The transcript is spliced from 2 exons. The record is from RefSeq and is a predicted model, not a curated record.
CGGAAAGCCAAAACGACCCUAUUUCUCAGCAGCAGAGGAGAAAUGGCAGGCAUCCCUCGUAUCGGAGACAGUGAGAUACGUCGGCGACGGGACAAUUCAAGCCACCUGCCUGCGAUCUGCGGACCCUAUAUACGACUGCGACGGUGAUCACUUUGGUAAGGGAGAAAAGGGAUAUAAAGAGCUGAAGCACGAGGUGAGUUGGAUUCUGCUUCAUGUUGUUGCUUUCUCAAUAAGCCAGGUGAGAAGACAACAAUUCAUCUGCAUAAGCCCACACUCAAGUCUCGAACAUCGGUCUUUGUUACCACUCAAGUCUCAAUACUCGACACGCUGAUUGCGACUUCACUAACUUUCGAUACAAAUCUGCUACGAGACAAGAAGCGUCUCCAACAACUCUUAAAUUCUAGGAAAGACCUGAAAAGAGAAAAGAAAAAUGGCGAAUGUCAAGAUCGUCUCGCAGGCCGAGUAUCUUCCUCUCCGCCUGUCGCUCCUCGAGUCCGAGAAGGAGAACACCAGGGCGCGCGAUGAGCUUGCCCGCCAACGCCGAUCUCUACCCGUGGUCGAGGUGACCACGCCGUACACCUUCACCAACGAGGACGGCAAGGAGGUCAGCCUGGUGGACCUUUUCGACGGGCGGCCGCAGCUCAUCAUCUACCACCUGAUGUUCAGCCCGGACUGGGAGGCGGCAUGCGCGAGCUGCUCUCUGCUGGGCGACUCAGUGCCGGAUCUGCGCCAUCUGCACGGGCAUUCGACCACGUUCGUCGCCGUGAGCCGAGCCCCGAUCGACAAGAUCCGCGCGUACAAGCAGCGCAUGGGCUGGACGUUCCCCUGGGUCUCGUCGUCCGGGUCAAGCUUCAACUACGACUUCGGGGCCACGCAGGACGAGGCCGUCCGGCCCAUACAGUACAACUUCAAGGACAAGGAGGAGAUGGAGAAGCGCGGGCUCGCCCACUUCGCGAGGGGCGAGCAGCCGGGACACUCGGUCUUUGUGCUCGGGGGGCCCCUGACCGGCAUCGGCGACGACGGCAAGGUUUACCACAGCUACAGCAGCUACGCGCGCGGCGGCGAGCCUAUCAUCAACACCUUCACUUGGCUCGACAUGACCCUGUUGGGCAGGCAGGAUGGGCUCAGCGGGGUGGGAGGGUUGGGGUUCAAGAGGCACGACGAGUAUACCGCCGAGGACUUGAAGGGGCUGCCUAUCGCGAAGAUUGGAGCUUGA